GGCGGGGCCGCGCAAGCGCGCUGCCCAUCCCGGCUCUGGAGCAUAAACAAGAGUGGGGACGGGAUGAGGCGGCGGUUGGUCCCCGCGCAGCGAGGGGCGGCGAGCGAGCCUACGAGCCGGACCGGGCGCAGCUCCUGAGUGUAGCGCGCUCCCGCGGGCAGCCCGAGUUGCGCCGCGCGCGCUCCCGCCAAGGGGGUCCGAGCCCGUCGCGCGCGCGCAGCCAUGAACCUGGCGAGCCAGAGCGGAGAGGCCGGCGCCGGCCAGCUGCUGUUCGCCAACUUCAACCAGGAUAACACGUCCCUAGCUGUUGGUAGUAAGUCCGGGUAUAAGUUUUUCUCCCUUUCUUCUGUGGAUAAGCUGGAACAGAUCUAUGAAUGCACUGACACUGAAGAUGUGUGCAUCGUAGAGAGGUUGUUCUCAAGCAGCUUGGUGGCCAUCGUCAGCCUCAAAGCUCCCAGGAAACUGAAAGUUUGCCACUUUAAGAAGGGAACCGAGAUAUGCAACUACAGUUACUCCAACACGAUACUGGCUGUGAAGCUGAACAGGCAGAGGCUCAUCGUGUGUUUGGAAGAGUCGCUCUAUAUACACAACAUCCGGGACAUGAAGGUACUUCACACCAUCCGAGAGACGCCCCCAAACCCUGCAGGCUUGUGUGCACUGUCAAUAAACAAUGACAACUGCUACUUGGCGUAUCCAGGGAGUGCGACCAUUGGAGAGGUGCAGGUCUUCGACACCAUUAACUUGAGAGCUGCAAACAUGAUCCCGGCUCAUGACAGUCCCUUAGCAGCCCUGGCUUUUGAUGCAAGUGGGACCAAGCUUGCCACUGCUUCUGAGAAGGGGACUGUGAUCCGGGUGUUUUCCAUUCCAGAGGGACAAAAGCUGUUCGAGUUCCGGAGAGGAGUGAAGAGGUGUGUGAGCAUCUGCUCCCUGGCCUUCAGCAUGGAUGGCAUGUUCCUCUCCGCAUCCAGCAACACCGAAACUGUGCACAUCUUCAAACUUGAGGCCGUGAGGGAAAAACCUCCAGAAGAGCCCACCACCUGGACUGGCUACUUUGGGAAGGUGCUCAUGGCAUCUACCAGCUACCUGCCCUCACAAGUGACAGAAAUGUUCAACCAGGGCAGGGCCUUUGCCACUGUCCGCCUACCAUUCUGUGGCCAUAAAAACAUCUGCUCAUUAACCACAAUUCAGAAGAUCCCACGGUUGCUGGUAGGAGCAUCAGAUGGCUAUUUAUACAUGUACAACCUGGACCCCCAGGAAGGCGGCGAGUGUGCCCUGAUGCGUCAGCACAGACUCGAUGGUAGUAUGGAGACGACCAGUGAAAUUGUAGAUUCUGCCUCUCAUGACUGCCCCUUAGUAACACAGACGUAUGGCGCGGCAGCUGCCAAAGGAGCCUAUGCGCCCUCAUCCCCAACGAGACUUGGUAAAGGGCAGGACGCCAACCUAGAAGCCUAUACAGAUGACUUGGGUGCCGUGGGGGGCACAUGCUUGGAGGAUGAAGCCAGUGCCCUGCGCCUGGACGAAGACAGCGAACAUCCUCCCAUGAUUCUCCGGACUGACUGAUCCGGACCUGUGAACUCUGGCCAAGGAACAGAGAGCCCUGGCCUGGCAGAGGACUUGUGCAUUGCUGCUAUGAACUUUGACCUGGAUUGAGGGAGAGGAUGGCAGAGACUUUAAAGCAAAGAGGUUGUAGUUAUAGCCUAUCCAUACUGUUGAGAAAAUACACUGUUCUCACUUCGGCAACUUUGA
Onychomys torridus (southern grasshopper mouse) is the source of this 1746-nucleotide messenger RNA. It is a transcript of the gene Wipi2, whose product is annotated as WD repeat domain, phosphoinositide interacting 2. The record is from RefSeq and is a predicted model, not a curated record. The transcript has 12 exons. NCBI's taxonomy places the organism in Eukaryota, Metazoa, Chordata, Mammalia, Rodentia, Cricetidae. Gene Ontology annotation, molecular function: phosphatidylinositol-3,5-bisphosphate binding; protein binding; phosphatidylinositol-3-phosphate binding. Bases 223 to 1560 code for a protein of 445 amino acids. Gene Ontology annotation, biological process: nucleophagy; autophagy of mitochondrion; protein lipidation. Gene Ontology annotation, cellular component: extrinsic component of membrane; phagophore assembly site membrane; cytosol.